AUGAAUUUCGCCAUCUACCUUCUCGCUUUCAUCGCCUGUCUCGCUAACUUUGGAUUUUCACAGGGUAAUCCAGGACUCUCAUUUGAUCCAGAAGAAGAUUCAGUAAAUAUUAAUGGCAAAGUGCCAGUGGGAGCAGUGAAGACGUUGGUUAAUGAUCUUGUGAGCCCUACUAUUGCAAUUGUGGAGAAAACAUUAUCCUCAUUGUCAGUUUAA
Messenger RNA from Caenorhabditis elegans, 213 nucleotides. RefSeq lists its product as uncharacterized. The record is from RefSeq and is marked reviewed. Bases 1 to 213 code for a protein of 70 amino acids. NCBI's taxonomy places the organism in Eukaryota, Metazoa, Nematoda, Chromadorea, Rhabditida, Rhabditidae. The transcript has 2 exons.